AUGCACUGCAAGUCCGGGAAGCCCUCGCUGUCCUCGUUCGCGAUUGAGGAGGUGCUGCAGCACAAGCUGACAGGCUGCAGGAAGUCGCACGAGGGCAAAAUCAGACACAAAGCCGGGCGUGCAGCAACUCACGGCCGGGAAGGCGUCGGCCGCCGUGAAUUGCCUCACGGACACGUCGAAGUGAUCUGUAGCUUCGGCUCGCGAUACUCCAGCACGCAACUGCCCGGCGUCACGCCGGCGAUUCUCUCCUGGCUCGCCGCCGUCAAUUCCUCCACCUUGGGCGGCUUCGUGGGGUCCGUGUUGUGCAGUAGCGUCACGAGAUCACUCCUCUCCAGCCGCACCCUCCGGUCGCUGCCCACGAACUCAUUCACACUGGGCAGACCCUCCUGGGCGAGCCUGAAGGCGCACGACAUGUUCUUGUUGUCGCAGCGCACGAACACCUUCACGCCCGUGUUGAUGAUCUUCACGCGAUCGCCGCUCAGCUACACGAUGUCACGAAUGGACUCGGAGCUGAAGUAGAUAUUCUUCUUCUUGCCCGUGUGAUAGCGCGUGGCAUAGCAGACACGUGGGCUGGAAGUCCUCGCGCAGCGUGUAGAAGGACUUGAUGGAGGAGAAGAUGUCCUCGUCGCCGUGGAAGAAGACAAAGGGCUCCUCUUUGUAGCCGCCCAGGCGGCGCUUCUUGCGCUGCGGCGCCGCCGGAGAGCCUCUCUUCUCCUCCUCCAGCGCCCACGGCAUGGCUCUGGUCUUCACCAGCACCGCCACAAAGAAUCCUCCGGCGGGAACAUCUGCGGGCGCAAGAUUAUGUGAUACUGCUCGGGAACUGCCUGGAAAUCCGCGUAGAAA
Messenger RNA from Phlebotomus argentipes, 843 nucleotides. RefSeq lists its product as uncharacterized. NCBI's taxonomy places the organism in Eukaryota, Metazoa, Arthropoda, Insecta, Diptera, Psychodidae. The record is from RefSeq and is a predicted model, not a curated record. Bases 1 to 519 code for a protein of 172 amino acids. The transcript is spliced from 3 exons.